AUGACCAUGGCGAUGUCGGACAGCGGGGCGAGUCGCCUGCGGCGGCAGCUGGAGUCGAGCGGCUUCGAGGCGAGGCUGUACGUGAAGCAACUGUCGCAGCAGUCGGACGGAGACCGGGAUUUGCAGGAACACCGGCAGCGGAUCCAGGCACUGGCCGAGGAGACUGCACAGAACCUGAAGCGGAACGUGUACCAGAAUUACCGGCAGUUCAUCGAGACCGCGCGCGAGAUCUCCUACCUGGAGAGUGAGAUGUACCAGCUUAGCCACCUCCUCACCGAACAGAAGAGCAGCCUUGAGAGUAUCCCGCUCACUCUGCUCCCCGCCGCCGCCGCUGCUGCCGCGGGCGCCGCCGCAGCCGCCGGGGCCGAGGAGGGUGGCGGCGGCUGCCCGGGAGGCCGAGACCACCUUCGAGGCCCGGCCGGCUUCUUCCCAGGCCACGGGGGCGCUGCCCGGGACAACCAGAGUGCGGGGGAAGAAGGCAAGCAGCGGACACUGACCACCUUGCUGGAGAAAGUGGAAGGCUGCAGGCACCUGCUGGAGACUCCUGGGCAGUACCUGGUCUACAACGGAGACCUGGUAGAGUAUGAGGCGGACCACAUGGCUCAGUUGCAACGGGUGCACGGUUUUCUCAUGAACGACUGUCUGCUGGUGGCCACCUGGCUGCCCCAGCGAAGAGGGAUGUACCGCUACAAUGCCCUCUAUCCCCUGGACAGAUUGGCAGUGGUGAAUGUCAAGGAUAACCCUCCCAUGAAGGACAUGUUCAAGCUGCUGAUGUUCCCCGAGAGCCGAAUCUUUCAGGCAGAGAAUGCCAAGAUCAAAAGGGAGUGGCUGGAAGUGCUUGAAGAAACCAAAAGGGCUCUCAGUGAAAAAAGACGCAGGGAGCAGGAGGAGGCUGCAGCUCCACGUGGUCCACCCCAUGCUUCUUCCCAGACCACAAAUCCAUUUGAGGAUGAAGAAGAAGAGGAAGAACCUACUACUCCUGAGGUUGAGGAAAAAGUGGAUUUAUCAAUGGAAUGGAUCCAGGAGUUGCCCGAGGACCUGGAUGUCUGUAUUGCUCAGAGGGACUUUGAAGGGGCAGUGGACCUGUUGGAUAAGUUAAACCACUAUCUGGAGGGCAAGCCAUGCCCCCCUCCUGUAAAGGAGUUGAGGGCCAAAGUGGAUGAGCGAGUCAGGCAACUCACUGAAGUGCUGGUCUUUGAACUUUCCCCUGAUCGAUCUCUAAGGGGUGGUCCUAAGGCCACUCGAAGAGCAGUUUCUCAGUUAAUACGACUUGGUCAAUGCACCAAGGCUUGUGAGCUGUUUUUGAGAAAUAGGGCAGCAGCUGUACACACUGCAAUUCGGCAGCUUCGAAUUGAAGGUGCCACUUUACUCUAUAUUCAUAAGUUAUGCCAUGUCUUUUUCACCAGUCUUCUUGAGACUGCUAGGGAGUUUGAGACUGAUUUUGCAGGCACAAACAGUGGUUGUUACUCUGCCUUUAUUGUUUGGGCCCGUUCAGCCAUGGGCAUGUUUGUGGAUGCUUUUAGCAAACAGGUGUUUGACAGCAAAGAGAGCCUGUCUACAGCAGCUGAGUGUGUAAAGGUGGCUAAGGAACAUUGCCAGCAGUUGGGUGAUAUUGGGUUGGACCUUACUUUCAUCAUCCAUGCUCUCUUGGUAAAGGACAUCCAAGGAGCUUUGCACAGUUAUAAAGAAAUCAUAAUUGAGGCCACUAAGCACCGCAACUCUGAGGAAAUGUGGAGGAAGAUGAACCUGAUGACUCCAGAGGCACUGGGGAAACUCAAAGAAGAGAUGAAAAGCUGUGGGGUGAGCAAUUUUGAACAGUACACAGGGGAUGACUGCUGGGUGAACCUAAGCUACACAGUAGUGGCCUUCACUAAACAGACUAUGGGCUUCUUGGAAGAAGCUCUGAAGCUGUAUUUUCCAGAGCUGCAUAUGGUGCUUUUAGAAAGUCUGGUGGAAAUAAUUUUGGUUGCAGUUCAACAUGUGGAUUACAGCCUCAGAUGUGAACAGGACCCAGAAAAGAAAGCUUUUAUCAGACAGAAUGCAUCCUUUCUAUAUGAAACAGUCCUUCCUGUGGUGGAGAAAAGGUUUGAACAAGGUGUAGGGAAACCUGCCAAGCAACUCCAAGACUUGAGGAAUGCAUCUAGACUUAUUCGAGUAAAUCCUGAAAGUACAACAUCAGUGGUCUAAUUCAUAGCACUUGUAUUUUUUCCCCAGAGAGGUCUGUUAAUCUAUAUACAGCAUUACUAGUAUAUUAUUUAUAUAACACAUUAAAAUCUUCUUUAUAUCCUUGAACAUAGUUUAAAAAAUAAAAAUGAAAAUGGUCAUCUCAUAGAGUUCAAGAUCAGAAUGUGAAGGAGAAUGAAAAAAAUCGUUAAAAUUUAUCAAAAGUGCAAAACUCUUAAUAUCAUUUGAACUUAUCUAAUAUAUUCUUUAAUUAUCCCAAUUCCUUACAGAUUGUCGGACAUGCCACAGUACUAUACUUCAUGAUCUAUGGGCCAGAUCCCACUUUUUGUAUUAUUAAUAGUAUGUAUUUAUGCAGCACCAAGAAUGAUCACAUCUGUAAUUACAUGCAAAUCAAACAGAUCAACACUUUAUUUCCAAGUUCUGUAGGUCACUGGAUCACCAAAAGAAUUUUCUGGGUAUUUUCAAAGGUAUAGUGCCAUAUAAAACAACUCUUAACCUAAUAUGCAUCCCUUUAAAAAAAAUGUGAUUUAGCUAUGUGCAUAGAGUCAAAAAUAUUAGCAGACAAAAAUGUUCAAGAAGACAGUAUAGUCAGAAACUGAGAAUAUGCCAAUCACUAGUAUAUUAGAAGGAAAAGCAUUAAUAAAAAUAAAUGGUGCAGUUAAUUUUGCUAGCACAAUUUGAAUAAACUUAAUUGCAUUUAUCUGGUUACUACCUUUUUAAAAACAUGCUUUGGAAACAAAAUGCUUGAAAA
This is a messenger RNA of Gracilinanus agilis (Agile Gracile Mouse Opossum), 2935 nucleotides long. It is a transcript of the gene EXOC8, whose product is annotated as exocyst complex component 8. Bases 1 to 2187 code for a protein of 728 amino acids. The transcript has a single exon. Gene Ontology annotation, biological process: exocytosis; Golgi to plasma membrane transport; intracellular protein localization. NCBI's taxonomy places the organism in Eukaryota, Metazoa, Chordata, Mammalia, Didelphimorphia, Didelphidae. The record is from RefSeq and is a predicted model, not a curated record. Gene Ontology annotation, cellular component: exocyst.